Molecule: messenger RNA, 3576 nt
Organism: Trifolium pratense (red clover)
Lineage: Eukaryota; Viridiplantae; Streptophyta; Magnoliopsida; Fabales; Fabaceae
Product: dual specificity protein phosphatase PHS1
Exons: 11
Coding region: 338-3103 (921 amino acids)
Biological process (GO): response to abscisic acid; protein dephosphorylation; cortical microtubule organization
Molecular function (GO): protein tyrosine/serine/threonine phosphatase activity
Source: RefSeq, a predicted model, not a curated record
CCACCGUCAUGAAAAAGAGUACAUCACCGAUUCACCCACCGUCAUGAUUUUCUUCAUUCAACCUAAACUUUAAUUUCCUUCUCUAUUUAGGUAACUAAUAACUGACAUGACCCAUUUCCACACUGAAUUCAACCACCAUCCCAAUACUUGUACUACUUUUGUACCUUAUAGUUAGUUAUUAUUAUUGUUAAUUUGUUAUCAUACAACAAUUGGUUCAAGCACCCUCCAAAAUCUCUCUCUCUCCCUCCCCUUAAAAUAAGCACAUUGCUUACUUUGCCUCCUAUUGAUCCGUCCAAUUUUUGUCUUCUAAUUUCACCACAAAACACUUUUAUACCAUAUGGCAAAACAUGAUCAAAACCAGGAAAAAUACCAACAAGACAAGCAAUUGGAAUUCAAAUGCGACAACGAGGCUGAAUCUCAAAUUGAGGCGCCAUUGCCUCUCACCGUCACUUCCAGGGCUUUGUAUAUGUUGGGAGAUAUAACUGCAGGGCCUGCGUUUAGGUUCACGCAAUGGCUCCAAUUGGUUCGUAAACGCACUUCCAAUUAUCGCUCUUCUGGCUUUCCUCGUCGUCCUUCAACCACCAUGCUUUCUAAUUCUAGCGUCAAAGAAUCAACUGAGGAUCUCAAAUGUGAUAUACAGCCUGAUCAAACAGGAAUUAGCUUAUGGGAGAGACUUGGGAAGGCUGCAAUGUUGGAUAUUGAAUCAGGCUCCUUUUCUUGGGACGAGCUCUCUUCACUGCACCAUACUGAACACAGCAGUAGUAAUGAACAUUCUGAAGAUGAAAUGAACAAAGCUCUUGAGGUAACCGUGAAUUCUGGAGGUGUUGUCUUCUUUGCGUUUUUCAAUUGUCAAGGGAGUGAUGAUGCUUAUCCAAAUGAGGCGGCAGCUGUUAUAAAAAUAGCAUCGUCAAGAAUGGCAACACAAUCUGAACGCCUCGGAUAUGAAUUGGCUAAGUGGCUGGGAAUCCAAACUCCACAGGCUAGAGUCAUUCACAAUACUAGUUCAGAAUGGCAACAAAUAAAGGAAGCCACAGAAAAAGCUAGAGAAGCGGCGGCAAGUUCUGGGAGUGAUGAAGUUGGUGAAGUGACAUGUUGUGAACUUUUGGAAGCUCUUGAGCUUAGCCGGUGUCUGUUUUUAAUGAGUUAUGUGCAUGGUUCACCAUUGCUUGAAAGCCCUAGUGCCUUUGAGCUACGGGAAUCUGCAGAAAAAACAGCGGAAGCUCUUGGCAGGGUACUGAUGCUGGACUUAGUCAUCCGAAAUGAAGAUAGGCUCCCUUGCCGUGAGCUUAGAUGGCGUGGGAAUUCUGCAAAUUUGUUGUUGGCUGAAAAGAUGAUCUCUGGAAAUACAAAUACACUAGAAGCCGCUUUGGAUUCUGCGAUUAAUCAAUAUAGACCAAAGGUGGUUAGGGCAAUUCAAAAAGAAAGAAGGUCAAGUUCAGUAGAUAGCAAAUUGAAUUCCCAUAAUCCCGGCUUGAUCUCGCAAGCCUCUGAUCUUUCUGAGAUCAUAGAUUCACCGAGAUCCGCUGACAUGACCCUUAUAAGUCAAAUAUCAGGAGAACCAAUGUGUUCUGACCUUAACAUUGUAGUCAUUGAUUCUGGUGUUCCUCGGCGACCCCCUGCUGGAAAACGUGCAAAUGAUCAGGUUAAUUAUCCUAAGUUGGUUGAGUUGCUGAUCAAUAGUUCUGAGUAUGCAUCAAACCUGUUAAAUGAUAUAACUGGAGGGAAAUUAGGAUGUCCUCUACCAGAAGACAUGGAUGCAACUGAUAUACAUGCAACUGAUAUGACAUCAGUAGUUCAAGCAUUUCGUACUGGUUUCCGAGCUGCUCUUAGGGAUCUACAGGGAUUCCAUAUAUUCCUACUCACCCUUCAUCAAAGACUUGAUACUUUGUUGCGAUCAUUCAUGAACAUUAUAAGCAAACUAUCUACAGGGGAAUCUGACAAGGAGGACGUAUUGGUUCCUGACUCGCCUUCACUUGCUGGUAGUUCCUCUCCAAUAAGUAGACAUGCUAAUGAUAACAAUCAAGAUAUUACUGAUUCGGAAUCACAGAGAAUUACUUCAAGGUCAUUGUCUUCAUGUAAUAGAGAUUGCAGUGACUCAACUUCAGCGUCAAGAGAGAGUUGGCAUGGAAGGUCCUGUAAAGGAUAUGGGGAGCUACAGCGUAAUCUCCGUUUGACAGCCAAGCUCCGUGACUUUAAUAAAUAUGCCAAGGUUGAUGCUGAAUCUAGUAAAGAAUUGGAACAGUGGAAUGAAAUGCUUAAAAAUGAUGCCGUCAAGCUAUGCCAGGAGAACAAUUUCAAUACAGGAUUUUUUGAGGGCAGUGAAAAUCACAGUGUCGUUGAUGCAUAUGAACUGAAGGUCAGACUUGAACAUAUUCUUGAGAGAAUUGCAUUGAUAUCUGAGGCUGCAAAUACAGAGAAACCAUCUGCUGUUACAAGCUAUCUGUUCAUUGGUGGCGCACUGGCUGCAAGAUCUGUAUACACUAUGCAAUACUUGGGAAUCACACAUAUUUUGUGUUUGUGUACAAAUGAAAUUGGUCAAUCUGAAACUCAAUUUCCUGAUAUAUUUGAAUACAAAAAUUUCUCGGUGUGUGACAGUGAAGAUUUUAACAUCACCACUGUAUUUGAAGAAGCGUGUGAUUUUAUAGAUUGUGUUGAACAAAAAGGUCAGAAGAUUUUAGUCCAUUGCUUUGAAGGGAAAAGCAGAAGUGUUACAUUGGUCCUUGCUUACCUAAUGCUCAGGAAGAAGUAUACUUUAUUAAAAGCAUGGCAAAAAUUGAAACGAGUUCACCGUCGAGCACAGCCAAAUGACGGUUUCGCAAAGAUCUUACAAGAACUGGAUCAGAAACUGCAUGGGAAAGUUUCAAUGGAGUGGCAGCAUCGGAAACCAACCAUGAAAAUUUGUCCCAUCUGUGGAAAAAAUGCUGGGUUAAGCAGUAGUUCACUUAAGUUACAUCUGCAGAAAUCACAUAGAAAGCUAUCAUCAGGUAGUGUAGAUAGUGCCAUGACAAUGGAGAUCCAAAAAGCAUUAACAGCUUUGAAGAUUAGCCAGAGUGGGAGUAUCAGCCCCACACAGAAGACUUCUCCAAACAGUGGCAGUUUAUAAAUUGUUGUGCAGAAGCCAAAAGGCUCAGAAUGUGUGUCUUUUCCUUGUUGUUUUUCUUCUGUGAAUUGUAAAUAAAACAUAGUUAUGAAAGUAGGUCCUAUGGCUGCCCAUUUUGUUUAUAUGUUGCAUGGGAGUUGUCAUAAUCAAAUUAAUAUUACAGGCCAACUAAUGUAUUGGUUAAGAGGUUAAUGAUGCAAUUUUGAACCAAACUCUGUGUUCGUAUAAUCAAGAGCAUCGUUGAAUUCUUUGGAAACAAAAUUAUGGGGAACUUUAGAUUGCCUCAAGUUCAUUUUUGCAGAUUUUAGUUUACUCGAAUUCUCGUAUUACCUUUUAAGUUACUUCAUGAGGAAUGUAAUCUGACCCAUGUUUUUAGAGAGAUUAACCAAGUGGUUGAUCUAUUAGCAAAAUAUAGUCUGUAUUUGAACAAUUUUUAAGACUUGUGAUUCUCCACUCUCUUUGUUACUAGUGAUUUC